AUGCAUCGGAAACCGUGUGUAACGAGAAAAAGUAAGUCUCUUGCGGAAGGGUCUGGUUGUAUGAAGCCUAAUUCUGUGUUGAAAUCAUGUUUGUGGAGACUUUGCGUCGUAACGUCAGGCAUUGAUCGAUACGGGUUCACUCUGCAAGGAUUAUUCGACGAUUUCUCUAAACUCUUGAUGAAAUAUGUAUUUCAAAAAAAAAUCUACACACUUUCUUUCUAACUGGGAGAUGGGAACGAACUUCGGCAAUGGGCCCAUAUUGUUUUAAAAUAGAAUUUUUAAUCUACUGGUGUUAUUGUUUUAUUUUAUUGUAAAUUACGUGUUCGUAUUUUUUUCAAAACUCGUUUGGCCCGGGUCACCCUGAGAAUUUACGCCCCGAGGCGGGAUUUUUGACCGACUUCUUGCUACCCCAAACUAAACCCCAUUGACGCAAACCAAACUUGGUUUUAGUGGUUUUAGGCCAUACUGUCAGAUUCCACGGAACCUGGAGUUAUCCACGAUGUGUCAACUCGAUGGAAUUUAUGGAGAGAGAGAGAGAUGUCCCCCGUGUCAACUGUUUCCCCAGCUGUUUUUCCCCGAUGUUCGAGAAUGUUCGAUGUAGGGAUCCACAGCAUUCCGAGGUUUUUUGCCGCCACCGAUCGGUGCCGAUUUUCGCUCAAAAUGACAACAGGGCUGCGCGCCUCGGCUGAUAACUAGCUAGCCCAAAAACGAAAAGGAGUAAAAAUUGAUUUCCAGAUAGAGGGAAAAAAGACCUAUCCAAUGAUAUAAAUAGGUCCUAUUGACUUUCUUCCCACAAUGAUCUUUUUCGCCUACAAAAUUACAAAUUUUUUUUGUUUAUUCAUGGAUAAAUGCACUUUAUGAGGGCAUAAUUAAAAAAAAAUGGUACCACUCGAUGGCAAAUAGCCUCUUCUAUGACAUAUCCAAAAAUAAGGGAAAUUCUGGCCCUUAGGGCACUACAAAAUCAAAAAAAUAGCGUAUUUUACGUGUUUUUGCAUAUUUUUCGGGAUUUUUUGCACCGGAUGCACAAAAAUGAAAAAUCGGCUGUUAUAGCGUUGUAGUGCACACUCGAUUACAUAUAUCUGCCAAAUUUCACAUUUUCAUCUUUACUCCACUUUGUGUUCUGAGCCGGUUUAGGUGUUAAGGCAACAUCGCUGCAUAGGGCAAUGCCGGAUGCCGAUUUUAAAAAAAAAUUUUUAUUUUUGAGACAUAUUACGUUCAUAUCAAUAUUAGAAACUGAUUUUUGCUCAAGAUGACAAAACGCCCUUUCAUAAAUUCACGUAAUGACACCAACGUGUUUGAGUUCAACAUGACGAAAAUAAGGGAUUUUUUGUUUCAGGACUAGUAUUUAGGUGACAGCAGACCUGCCAGAAUAUGCUGCGACGUUUAUUUGACAGCGUUUAUUUAUUAUUAACAGCUACGUUAUCCGGAUGCAGCGACGUCCCGUAACACGUUGCACAUAUGCGAUUAUACUUAAAUUUGCGUUAUAUACAUGACGUUCAAAGUCAACACGACUGAGAAGACAGAAAAAAUUUUUAAAAUCGGCAUCCGGCAUUGCCCUAUGCAGCGAUGUUGCCUUAACACCUAAACCGGCUCAGAACACAAAGUGGAGUAAAGAUGAAAAUGUGAAAUUUGGCAGAUAUAUGUAAUCGAGUGUGCACUACAACGCUAUAACAGCCGAUUUUUCAUUUUUGUGCAUCCGGUGCAAAAAAUCCCGAAAAAUAUGCAAAAACACGUAAAAUACGCUAUUUUUUUGGAUUUUGUAGUGCCCUAAGGGCCAGAAUUUCCCUUAUUUUUCGAUAUGUCAUAGAAGAAGCUAUUUGCCAUCGAGUGGUACCAUUUUUUUUUAAUUAUGCCCUCAUAAAGUGCAUUUAUCCAUGAAUAAACAAAAAAAAUUUGUAAUUUUGUAGGCGAAAAAGAUCAUUGUGGGAAGAAAGUCAAUAGGACCUAUUUAUAUCAUUGGAUAGGUCUUUUUUCCCUCUAUCUGGAAAUCAAUUUUUACUCUUUUUCGUUUUUGGGCUAGCUAGUUAUCAGCCGAGGCGCGCAGCCCUGUUGUCAUUUUGAGCGAAAAUCGGCACCGAUCGGUGGCGGCAAAAAACCUCGGAAUGCUGUGGGAUCCCGAAGCGGAGAGCCUGAAUCACGACACUGUAACCUUCCCCGAGGUUUUAUCCCAUCUUGAUCAGUUAUAUUUUUAUGAGUUGUUGUAG
Bursaphelenchus xylophilus (pine wood nematode) is the source of this 2204-nucleotide messenger RNA. Lineage: Eukaryota; Metazoa; Nematoda; Chromadorea; Rhabditida; Aphelenchoididae. The record is from the annotation of a GenBank genome assembly.